This is a messenger RNA of Encephalitozoon intestinalis ATCC 50506, 432 nucleotides long. RefSeq lists its product as uncharacterized. The transcript has a single exon. Bases 1 to 432 code for a protein of 143 amino acids. NCBI's taxonomy places the organism in Eukaryota, Fungi, Microsporidia, Unikaryonidae. The record is from RefSeq and is a predicted model, not a curated record.
AUGAAGGGUAUCAUUCUGUCAAUCUCAAUAAUGCUACUAAUUUUUCAGGUACCAGUUUAUGGAAGUAAUGAAGAUGGAUCACUUGGUCGUUGUAAUCCUGGAUUUACAGAUAAUGAAGAACAACAUGAUGGAGGAAAUGAUUCAGGUCAAAGCCCACAGGAUGGUUCGUCUCAUGGCCCCGUUCAAGACGGAGAUCAACCUACUGAUAGCGGGUCUGGUGGCCAAGAUCCUGUUACAGAACAGCCUGGCCCGUCUGAUGGCACCGAUGGUGGUUUGAGUGCCGAAGUUAUCGUUGCUUCUACAAGCACUACUAAUGAGAACGGAACAGAGACCACCGAAAGAAUGUGUAGUUGCAGUUGUGAUUGUGGUGCUCUUGGUGAUCUUGUUACCGCCGCCAGUAGUGUCUUAAGUAGCUGCUUUGGGAGGAGUUAA